Molecule: messenger RNA, 3925 nt
Organism: Trichobilharzia szidati
Lineage: Eukaryota; Metazoa; Platyhelminthes; Trematoda; Strigeidida; Schistosomatidae
Source: the annotation of a GenBank genome assembly
GUAUAUCCUCACCCUUGCUAACUGGUAUGUUGCUGGUAUUUUUGCCGUUGUAAAACCGGAGAAGUGCCAUCUGAUCUCAUUUUUUGUAUUUUUAAGCGGGUAUUUUUCAUAGUUGUGAUAUAUGGGCACUAUGACGAUUUCUAGGUCAUAAAUCCACCAGAAAAAUGCUAUUCUCGGCGAGAUUAAAGUACCAUAGCCAAAGUCAUCUUUCAGAAGUUGAUCUUCAAGGACAAACCAUACGCAGGAAAUACCAUGAAAUUUCAUUCCAAAUCAAAUCACGCCUGCCUUUUUGGACUUGAAGAGGAUAGAUACAGCAUUCUACUUAUUCACUAGGUACUUUCUCUGCAAAUCUAUACCGUUAGGUAGGGUAAUGGAGUUUAAGAUUAAAGUUUAGGGUUUAGAGUUAAGCUUAGGAUUUAAAGAUAUCGUUGGAGUUAGGAGUAGGUUGAAGAAUAGUGUCAGAAAUAUCAAUGUAUCUAACUUAAGUCAGAGAUGAUUGGCAAGUAGUGGGAAGCAAGAAGCUGGUGAGGGAAGUUGUGUCGUCCGUACUGCGCGGUGAACCAGGUCGUGUCCUUAUUCAAUCUUAAUUAACACCCGUGAUGUGCAGUGAAUUCAUUAUUUUUACUACUUUACGAUGAACGUGUAAUUUGAGAUGUUUCGGCCGCCACAACCUGCAGUCACCUGGAUGAAUGCAUAUAUCGCGCAUGGUACGAUUUCUCUAUGGAUCAUCUGUGUAUUGACUGGGAGACACUCUUACAACAAAUAAGAUAAAACUACACAGUGUAGUACCAAGUUUGCAAUAUUUUUAGUGUUUUUCAACGAUUAUACGACAUUUUUGUAUCCGAAUUCUGACUGGUUGUUCAAGAUCACUGUGGUUUUGUCUAUGAUAGUUUAACUUUCCCCUAUCCCCAGCUAGCAUUGACUUCGGGUACAUUGUGGAAACUCAAGGCCACUCUUCGGGCGCACUGCAUACCUUUGGGAGAGACUUAGGGUACAGUGCAGACAACUUUCCCGCUCUCUUUAAUGCACCCUAAGUUUAUCUUUGACCGAAAUGUUUGCAGUGGGCCCGGAGGUGCUAACUGGGUUACUUAAUCAGCAAAGAUAUACAUGAGUGUAAAAGUUUCUAUUCUUACUGAAAACCAUGCACAAGUGAAUACUGUUCACAUCUAAAAGUUUGACACUUGAAACAUUUACAUCUGCUUGUUUUCCGCGUUCGUCCAGUCAUAAGCAGAUUGAUGAAUUACCGGAGUCAAGGCAGGUGUUCUUGGAGUAGCAGCAAUAUUCCACCCUUAUUUUCUGUUGAUAACGUGUGUCUAGAUGGUUUGAUUGUCUCCAUUGCUGGUUCUAUGUCGGCAGUCACGGGGAAGUUUUAUGAGACAUGGAAUGGUGUUUCUCUGGCUGAGACAGCUGGUAGUGGUCACAGUAGUAAGAGAAAAUGCACUAUUUAGUAGCAUGAAGCUGUGAUAGGCAAAAGUGUUUUGGUGGCACCUGUGGAGUUUCGCGCCAACAAGUCGACAAUGGUGACCCUUUUUUCACCUUUUCAGAUAAUCAUCUUUGGCGUAGAUGUGGUUCCAAGCUAUUGAACAAAAGAUGUGUGUACUUUGCAGUAGCUGGCUGCGCCUAUUGAAAGUGGUAGAUAUGAAGAGGUCAGUUAUCUCUGACCACUGAUUCUCGCGUCCUAUAUCUUGUGUUAGGUGUAAUAAUAUGGUGAGCAAUAUUGAGGUCCGUGUACCAAACCAAAAGCACACUUACUGUAUGGGGAUAGGUGGUACUACCCAGUUGUCUAGGCUGAAAGAGGCAAAGCAGGACUCAAACUUGAAAUCCACUGACCAGAAGCCUGUGUGCCUAAGCUAAUGAGUCCCAUCUCCAGAAUAAUGAGGUUAAGAGUAGUGUUAGGUAAGAAAGGAAAGUCAAUCGUUGAGUCUGCGAAACUGACGAACGACCACCUACCUCAUCGAGAAAUGUAGGCUGACAUAAGAUUAGGUUGGAAAGGAUUUGGAGGCAAUUAAUUAAAGACGUGAUAUUGAUCCAUGAAGUCUUUGACUGUUGGUUUUAGUCACGCAUGCAGGUGCAGGCUGGUUGGGUCCCUCAAACGCUAAAUACUAGUGGUUGGAGACUGUUGGUGAUAUGGUUAAAAAUCGUUCUCAUUGGCGCAGAUGCAUUCACUGUUUAUAAACUCCUAGAUCCAUCACAUUCUCUGUUUAGUUCUUCCUUUCGUGCGUUUCCGUUUAUUACGGCUUAUUUAUAGUUUUUCUCUACUUCUGUGUGCUUCAUAAAAUGUGGCAACUUGGACUGCUGUACUCAUGUGUAAAUUCAGUCCAGUUACUCAACAACAACAACAACCUGCAUUUCCAUACAGUUAACAAUGAACCAAGCCGUUGAGAUUAAUGGCUAGUGAUGCAAGAGACUUUGAAGCAGUUAAUAAGAGUAAAUCAGGCUACUUUAAUUAAAAGAAGCGUUGAAAGAAGUACGGGAAUACUAGAUAGGUUCCUUGCCUUGAAACGUCACACAAAUAACUCCCAGUUCUAAAUAAGAGUGUCGGUAUUCAUCCAGAUGAUGACCAUUGAUGGACGUAAGCUGAUUUUGCAUUGCAGCAUAGCUGACUUAUUAGUUGCCCGAAGGAAACACUGUGUGCUGUAAUAUACCUAUCGUCUUCACACCCGCUUCAUGGGGCAAGCUAUUUACCCUGAGGUAGUGACAGCUUUUAGUCUCUGUUACCACGAUAGAAUCUGCAGGAAGAUUCGUUAUAGGUAGUGUGGCUUGGGUCAUUGCGACAUACAAGCCCGAUCAUCAGGUUUCAUUUGGCUCUGGACUUUAAUGGCAGGAGGACGUAAGGAAGCAUUACGGAGAUGGCUAGCAAACGUUGGUACCGGCUAAUGAUGUGUUGGGAUCUGGUCAAAGAUUCGGAAUUCUGCAGAUUACGUGUUGCAGCAGCAGUGUUGCUUAUGAGGAGUUGAAUGAAUAACUGUACUUGGGUCCUGUAUUAGUACAACAUACAUUCAAAGACUGAUUUAAUUCAUCUUUAUCCAUGUAAAUGUGUGUAAUUUAAUACGAGAUACUGUUGAGUCAGUUUGGAGGGUUUCUACAUUUAUCGUAUAUUUUAUGGGUAUGAAGUACAUACCAAGCCAGUAUGUCUUACCAACGCUGUCGACUAACAAGAAUAUUGUGUAUGUGUGUGUGUGUGUUCUAGACAGAAAAUCGAUCCCCACGGGGACAAAGAAAGCGGAGUUAUUUCUUUCAGUAGAUCAGUCUUUCUUUGUAAAUUGUAGUUACUGCAGUAACUGAAGCAAAAGAGAGAUGCAAUAUGUGUAUGUGGCAGCAGCUGACUGCAGGUUUUAUUUAAGUGUAUUACUGGUUUUUAUUUUGUCAUGCAUCUGCUACAUGCGAAGCUAGAAUUUGUUGUUUAGGAUUUCCUCCUUAUUGAAAGCCUGUUUACUGUGACUUCCUGCUUCUUUUGUACAUUGUACGUUUCAAACUUUAGAAGUGUGGAAAUAUAUUCCUUUUUUGCAAUUGACUGUGUUAAGGCUGUAGAGAUGUAAAACUGACACCAGGUUGAUUUCAUGCUUUUUUACUAAGUUGGAAAAACGUUUAAUAUGCAUUACAUAACCAUUUUGAUGUGUUGUUAAAACUUGUGUAAUUAUUGUCAUUUUGUCUACAGAUCUAGAUAAAAUGCGCCGCUUAGACUGCUGUCUGUUUGCUCUUUACUUGGCUGUUACGGAAAUUCUUGUUUAUGUGGCUUCUGAAGAAUUGUCUGUGUCGCCUAUCGCUCAAGCAUUACGUGUUGGUGAAUCUGGGAUUUUUGAGUGUUCUACAGAAAACUCAAGCCAUGCCUCAUACCUACAGUGGGUACUUAAUGAUGAUACAGUUCUUCUAAAUGGUAAUCAGUCAGCAGAUGGUCGAUUUGCUAAUGAAAAUGGUAUCCUGA